Messenger RNA from Anthostomella pinea, 447 nucleotides. The record is from the annotation of a GenBank genome assembly. NCBI's taxonomy places the organism in Eukaryota, Fungi, Ascomycota, Sordariomycetes, Xylariales, Xylariaceae.
AUGUGUCUUCUACCCAGCUCAGGCCACUCCGGACGAUUCGGCCACGAGUUUCUCGAGUUCGACUUCAGAAUAGUGGGCGACGGACGCAGCGCGGUGGCCCGAUACGCCAACAACUCCAACUACCGAAACGACAGUCUGAUCCGCAAAGAGAUGUGUGUCAGCUCGCUGGUCGUCGACGAGAUCAGGCGAAUCGUCAAGUCGAGCGAGAUCAUGAAGGAAGACGACGGCAAAUGGCCCCAGAAGAACAAGGAUGGGAGACAAGAGCUGGAGAUCCGGCUGGGCAAUGAGCACAUAUCAUUCGAGACGGCCAAGAUUGGCUCCCUGAUCGACGUGACCGAAUCGGCAGACCCCGAAGGUCUGAGAGUGUUCUAUUAUCUGGUGCAGGAUCUGAAGGCGCUCGUGUUCAGCUUGACGUCACUGCAUUUCAAGAUCAAGCCCAUCUCGUGA